AUGUCGUAUCCAUCAGAGAGAGAUAUGGCUACCACUGCCAGCACACACGAGCGAGAAUCUGAUAAUCAAGCAGAGAUCGGAGAUCCUCAUUCCGAGGUAGGAGAGGCAACACAGCACCCCCCUCCGUCUCCUGUCGUGCACAUCAAUCAGCGAACCGAUCUAGGCCUUCCACUAGCUGAGCCGUCAGAAUCAUCUACCAGGCAUCACGAUACUCAGCAGCAUACAGCAUCAUCAACAGGAAACGUGUUGGUUGAACCCCCAAGUUCAGACCUUUCCUCCGUAGGAAGUAGAUCACCUUCUCUCCCUGCAGCGUAUCUGGAAGACACAGCACGCGAGUCUUCAGAUCUCGAUCCAGAUAGGACGUUAUCUGAUGAUUCUUCGGAAGACUCUGAAGAGACAGUCCCUCCAAUACCGGGUCCUCUUGGAUUCUACAGAGAUGAAGCAGUGCCGAUUCGAGGCCGUCUCGUACAGGGUUUCUACUCACCGGCGCCUCGUAGGGUCACUAAUUCAAUUCUUGCGAACUUACCACCACGUCGCGUCUCCCAAAGAGACGGAGGAUCUGCUACUCCGACUGGAGAUACUACUGAAGAAGAAGUUCAGUCAGACGAGGAACAGAUCGUGCCACGAAGAGUUCAGCGCCCUCCCAUCUAUAUGACUGGUAGACCCAGACCUGGAGUUUCUGCAAGAGUUGCAAGAGAACAGGCAUAUGGUGGCCCUCGGGUACCUACUCCUGAGGGCACCACGCGGAUCAUGGUGAUUCGUGAUGGUGCUGUAGUUGGCGAAGAGUUCCAGACUAUGGAACAAAUUGCCAACGAGCUUAGUGCAAGGAGAGCUCGAGCAAUUCAGGACCGAGCAACAGAAGCAAACCAGUCCACUGCUGAGCAACAGCAAGGCUCAGACGCUGUUGAUAGCUCUCCAAGUGACGGCUUGGGAGAAAUCAACGCUGGAGCAGAGCAUGUUGAUGUUAAAAAGGAAGAGGAAACUGAAGAUAUUCAGCCAAUGGAGAUCAUCCCAGCAUCAACAUCACCAGAUGCAGAUAAUAUAGCAAUGCUUCUCGCUGCCGCCGCAGAAAGUGAUCGCCGAGACGCAGACCGUCGGGAUGCAGAAAUUCGGGGGUACCAUCAGAGAGAAAUAGAUGCUGCAGAAGGAAUGCUCAUAUUUCAGCCACAGGUGUUGGCAUUUCCAAAUGCCAAUAUCCAGACAUGCUCAAGCAGCUCGACAUCAACAGGCACUUAUACCAGCUCCCAAGGCCCUCACUCUGGGGAACACGUUCAGCCAGCUCCCAAAAAGUGUGCCUCCGCCAAGAGGUCACAGGCAAGAAUGAAGCAGCAGAUGCAACAGGAAAGACAGAUGAACAACGGGGUUUCUAUUCUGGGGCCUACGGCUGAGCAUAGGAGACUCACUAGGAACAUGCUUGCACAACCUUCUUGUAAGGAUGAUGACAGCAAUGCUAGUCUUCCCUUUAUUCAUCCUGAAUUCCGUUCGCCAAAGAAGAAGGUAGAAGAGAUAGAUCCAACUCCAGUACAAAUGGCAACUCGACGACAGCCUCCUCGUGGACGAGGUUCUGGACGUGACACUCCAGUCACUCCACAGUCUGAACAAAUGAUGACUACGGCCCCUCGUACCCCUGAGCCGCCUCUGGAGCCAUUCCGCCCUUCACCGCCUACCAUUGUCGUCACUCAACCUCAAGCUGAGGAACCAAAUGCUACAACUGCGAUGGCGAACUCGGAUGGUGGGGUUGUUCAAUCAACUGAGCAGCCAGGAGGAGAAGGAGAUGAUGAUAUUUAUAAUGCCUGA
Glarea lozoyensis ATCC 20868 is the source of this 1797-nucleotide messenger RNA. RefSeq lists its product as uncharacterized. Lineage: Eukaryota; Fungi; Ascomycota; Leotiomycetes; Helotiales; Helotiaceae. The record is from RefSeq and is a predicted model, not a curated record. Bases 1 to 1797 code for a protein of 598 amino acids. The transcript has 6 exons.